UUGAAUACCGGGAUGAAAUGGAUGCAUUAAAGGAGCGAGUUCGUGUUUUGGAGGCUCUUUUUUCGGAGUUACUCGAUUCCAAGGAUGCCAGACUGGAGAAUAUGGAUGAGUAUUCGGUUGAUGAGGAUCUGUCAUCGUCGUUUGCGAACACUGACACUCCAGGACUUGACAUGAACAGCGCCCCCUCACAGGUGUCAAACGAUAAUAAGCCGUUACUGCAAGAGGUGCUAGUCCCUCACCAACCAUUGCCACCGCUGCGAGAGGUCAUUCCUCAACACACUACCCAUAAUGUUCCGAACAUCAAUGCAGCUACACCACCUCGGAAUAAGCCCUUCCUACAGGACGACAUGCUCGCACCUGACCAUAUCUUGGUGCCUUUAAACGAAACAGACAUCUCGCAGAAUACCAAAGCUGACAAAGACUUAGUCCCUCCGAAGAAACCAUCAUCCAUCACCAGCACCAGGCUAAGCAGCAGUAGCAGCAGCAGCAGCAGUGCUCUUCCAGAAGAGCAAUUCGUAGAUGAAGGAGGAGAACAUGACGAUGCUAUUGGUGUUUCUCCGGACAACGAUGCCAUCGUUCAAGAUACAAGUCCACCCGCAGAAAACGACGGGCAGAGCGCCGCGCACUUCCCCGAUGUCAUCGAAGUCGCAACCGAAUUCCCAAUCGAGCAUUCAAUGACGUCGGCGAUCGAGGGCGGUUCGUACCUCAUCUACAGUUCCAGCGAUGGCGGUGCAGAGGAUCUCUUCCCCGAUGCUGAGGAGGAAAGUGACAGUACCGACCCGACACAAGUCCGUGGGGAGGAUGGACCGAGACAGCCAGGCGGUAGAAACAGGUCACCUUUCAUGAACAUUAUGACGUCACAGAAUGGACACAGUGGGGACCUUAACAAGCCCAGAUGGAAGAUCUUUAAAGAGCUCAUGGAUCUGAAAACCCUGAGGGGAACCUUCGAUGGAAAGCGCCCUCGCCCCAAGGGCAAGGGAAAACCCAACAACUGUAUCCUAGACGGUUGUCUUUGUCUCAGGAAGAAGGGCUACACUGAAGAUGGCAUCUACUACAUGGAGAACUUUGAGGGUUCUGGCAGGCGAGGAAAGCACAUCCGGUUGUUCUGUGAUAUGACUACAGAAGAUGGAGGAUGGACUGUCAUACAACGAAGACAGAACGGGACGACGAAUUUCUACCGAGGUUGGGAUGACUACAGCAAGGGUUUCGGGUACCUGGACGCCGAUUUCUGGAUUGGAAACACCAUGAUACACUCCAUCACCUCACAGACACGAUUCAUGAUUAGAUUCGAGUUCACGGACUGGGAUGACCAAUUGGGUUAUGCAGAGUACAACGGCUUCCGGAUCAACGAUGAGAGUGAUAACUUCCGGUUGAUCCUCGGACAGUACAUGGGAGGCAAUGCAGGAGACUCCAUGACAUAUCACAACAACACACAGUUCUCAACCAGGGACCGUGAUCACGAUGUCUCCAUCGGCAACUGUGCCUUCCUCCGCCAAGCCGGCUACUGGUUCCGCGGCUGCAACAAGGCCAACCCCAACGGCCGCUGGCUCGCCCGGUCCGACGCCCGAGGAUUGAACGGUGCUGUAGUGAACUGGGGGACGUGGGAAGGCCGCAAGUACACAUACUGCCUCAAGUCUUUCCGGAUUAUGAUACGCUCGCAGAACGCAUUGAGCGCGAUGACCCCGGACACGGAAGAGAGAACGGUGACCGAGGAUGGACAUCGCGGGAGGAAUGUGGACGAAGCAACGCGUACUGCGCGCAGACAACAGCGUCUCGAACGCCAACGCGGUAACUGAACGCACGCACAGAUGCGUCUUAUACAUGGACAGCAAUGGCUGAAUGGCUGGUUCAGCAGGAAAUAAAUAUGGAGACCAAAGGUUUGCAAAGAAAGAAGAAAAAAUAAAUCGUCUUGUCUUAAUUGAGUGAAACAUGAGAACAGAUAUCCUCGAAAUGUGCCUGAAAUCUGGGAGUUAAGCCUGUGAAACCAAUGGAAAUGAAGGGAGUUUCCAAAUGUUAGUUGCUGAAGGACAACAAUAUAUGUUUUGAAUUAACGAAAGCUAUUGAGACAGUGCAAGUGUAAACGCUGUUGGGUGAAAUACGAAUCGAGAGUCUCAGAAAAAAGUUUGUAGGCUUCCAGAUAAAUGCUUAAUACAUAAAGGUGUUACAAAAAGUUAUGGGUCUAUAUAACCUUGAGUUAACAAAUACUGCAUGACAAAUACGAAAUGAUAGUCGAUUGAGAAAUUGCUAUGAAUAUUGAUUUUUGUUUUUUAAGGUUAGAUUAAUUUUGACCCAAAAUUAUGUACAACUGGCAGUGUUACGAUCUUCGAUAACUGUAUUCUAAUUCAACUAUUCUUGUUCUCUACGAUCAAUGGCCGCGUAAUAUGUGAAGUUUUAGAAUGUACGUUUGAAUUGUCUAGGUUUCUUCCUGGUAGAAGGAGAUCAUAUUUAUUAGGAAGAAAAGCCGUCAUUUUGUAAUAGGUUAUCAUGUAGACUUUAAAAAUAAUUGACUGACCGUGUAUAUAGAUUGGUCUUUAAAAUAUCAUGAAUAACCAGUAGCAGUUUAAUCUCUAAUCAUAAUCUUAAAUAACACUAACCAUAAAAUGUUACAGGGCUUCAUUUGUAGAUUUUUAUAUAUGAUUCGUUUUAUUUGUGGAUGAUUUCAAUGUUUUGCCUACCUUCUAUUUUUGUGUCUACGUAUUUGUUUAAAUCAUUUUUGUACAUUAUCUGCAGUAAUGGGGAGGGGGGAAGGGGGAGGAGAGAGGGGGAGGAGCGGAUCCGGGGGAUUUAGAAUCCAUGUUUGUUUUACCUCACCGAUUGAUACCUGUAAUGAACUCCAAGGUGAUUACAGCCCACGAGACCGACAGACCAUGAAACCAAAAAUGUCCAUCUAGCAGGACAUCUGCAAAGUCAUCCGAGGGUUCAUGACCUUAUCGAUCUCACGAACCUUCUUACCACUUUUCGAAGGAUCCUCUCGGCCCGGCCGACAUUUUUGUUCUCAUGGGCUGUCAAGAUGGAUGCCCCUCUUCAUGACUCUGUGUACAAAGCGCUGUUGAACACUCUACUUCUAAAAUGUAAUGAUUGUUUCGCGACUCCUUGUUGCGUUAUGAUAAUUUAUAAAUUGUUUUCAUUUCUGCAGUUUACUUCUAAAAUGUCAUGAAUGUUUCUUGACUCCUACUUGCGUUAUGAUAAUUUGUAUAUUGUUUUCUUUUCAUCGAUGAAUAACCUCAGAAUGGCCAAUUUCAUAUCAUUUUUUAAAUAGAUUUUAUUGGGGGUAAUUGUUUUUUAAUUAUCGCAUACAACUAUUUACAAAGGUUGUGGGCUGUCCCCUUUAUUGGUAGAUCAUUUCUUCCAAAUAAUAAUUAUUUAUGUCUAAAGGUCCAACUCAUACAUUCAACCACCUAACAUAUAAAUUAAGUGUAGAAUUAAGCACCGAAUAUUCUUAUUUCGUCCGUUAUCACAGUCAGGUUCAUAACACUUUUAGUUUAAAUUUCCUUACAAUUUCUUUUUUUUUAAUUAUUAAAAAAAAAACAGAAGAAGAUAAUUAGCAAUGUGUAUGAUAUGUAUAUAAAUGUGCCUGUCUUGUAAUAUUGUUUCAUUGUUCAUGCCUUGUACAUUCUAACCGUGCCUUUACAGGUAUUAACGCAUUUUUACUGUAUUAUCCAACUAUUUAUGUACUGUAGUUUGGAAUAAAGACACAGAGAAAUUCUGAUUUUAAAAUUCA
This is a messenger RNA of Strongylocentrotus purpuratus (purple sea urchin), 3721 nucleotides long. Its product is annotated as ryncolin-3. The transcript is spliced from 6 exons. The record is from RefSeq and is a predicted model, not a curated record. The coding region runs from base 18 to 1796 and encodes 592 amino acids. NCBI's taxonomy places the organism in Eukaryota, Metazoa, Echinodermata, Echinoidea, Camarodonta, Strongylocentrotidae.